AUGGCCAGCGCAAUCUCCCCACGGGUUGUCCGGCUUCUCGAGAGACAGAGGCACAAGACCCCGUACCAGCAGCACCUCGCGAAGCUGGCACCUGGAGGGCGGGGCCUCACGCCCAGCCCGAUGCCAAACAUUGAAGCAGCCCGGCACGGCCUGCGCUAUGAACGAGAGGCUAUAGAGAGAUUCCAACAGAUAACGGGCAUUAGGGUCCUUGAUGUCGGCCAUGUGGUUCACGAGCGCUUCGAUUGGCUCUCUUGUGUUCCCGACGGAAUCACCGUUGAUGGCAGGGUGGCCGAGAUAAAGUGCCCAUACUACCGCCGGAUCGUACCAGGGAUCCCCAGCCACUGUGUGAAGCAGCUUCAGAUUGCAAUGGAGGUCACGGACCUCGACGAGGCUAUCCUCGUGCAGUACAAACCAGCCAGUGUCUUUGGAGCCGAGGAGAUUAUGAUUUCGACCCUGGCUCGGGACAGGACUUGGAUCCACAGGAACUGGGACAGCCUGCACAAGAAGCAGUUUUCGAAGCUCUUUGAUCAACCUCCAGAGUCCGGCAUGGUCAUCAACGCCGAGGUAGGGGUGUACAACGCUGCGGUCAAGGGCUGCAGCAGCCAGUUUGGGGCGAGGGCAUGCACUUGGGCCGAUCCCCGCUUCAAGAGCAAGUACAAAGAGAAGCUCCGGUCUCUCCUCUUCAACCUCAGAAACCCAAAGAACCCAGCUUUCCUCGAUAGAGUGAGAUCAAAGGAGAUAGGGUGUAGGCACCUCGCUUCCUUGACCCCAGAGGAUAUGUUCCCGGAAAAUUGGGCCAGUCUCAAGGCGAAACUUGCGAAGAAGCACGUCUUUUCUGCCGACCUUCUGGAUGACGUCCCCGACAACCCGUUGCACGCUUGCAGCCACUGCAAGUCCAGGAAGAUUACUACGUACGAACUCCAGACUCUAGCAGCAGACCAGUCUACCACGACGUACCUGCUCUGUCAAUCCUGUUCCCAUUGUUGGAAGAUUGUCUAA
Molecule: messenger RNA, 999 nt
Organism: Klebsormidium nitens
Lineage: Eukaryota; Viridiplantae; Streptophyta; Klebsormidiophyceae; Klebsormidiales; Klebsormidiaceae
Source: the annotation of a GenBank genome assembly